Messenger RNA from Paracoccidioides brasiliensis Pb18, 2667 nucleotides. RefSeq names its product endoribonuclease ysh1. The record is from RefSeq and is a predicted model, not a curated record. Gene Ontology annotation, cellular component: mRNA cleavage and polyadenylation specificity factor complex. Gene Ontology annotation, molecular function: RNA binding; 5'-3' exonuclease activity; RNA endonuclease activity. The coding region runs from base 1 to 2667 and encodes 888 amino acids. The transcript has 5 exons. Gene Ontology annotation, biological process: mRNA 3'-end processing by stem-loop binding and cleavage.
AUGGCGACAAAACGAAAAGCCUCCGCCAUCCAAGCCUCUGCCAGCGAGGAGCCUGUGGACCCUUCCGAUGAGCUCCUUUUCUACAAUCUAGGAGGCGGAAAUGAAGUUGGGAGAUCAUGUCAUAUCAUUCAAUACAAGGGGAAGACGGUUAUGCUUGAUGCUGGAAUGCACCCUGCAAAAGAAGGCUUCGCUGCUCUCCCGUUCUUCGACGAUUUUGACCUAAGUAGCGUUGACAUCCUUCUUAUAAGCCAUUUCCACUUGGAUCACUCGGCCGGUCUGCCCUACGUGCUUAGCAAAACUAAUUUCAAGGGUCGGGUUUUCAUGACACACGCUACCAAAGCUAUCUACAAGUGGUUGAUCCAGGACAACGUCCGGGUUAGCAAUACGUCUUCUUCCUCUGAUCAACGAACGACGCUCUAUACCGAAGAAGAACACCUUUCGACGCUGCCGCAGAUCGAGGCCAUCGAUUUCAACACCACCCAUACUAUCAACAGCAUUCGUAUUACACCAUUUCCUGCGGGCCAUGUUCUUGGUGCAGCCAUGUUCCUUAUCUCAAUUGCGGGACUUAACAUUCUGUUCACAGGAGAUUACUCCCGUGAAGAAGACCGGCAUCUUAUAUCUGCAGAAGUACCCAAGGGUAUCAAGAUUGACGUGCUCAUCACCGAAUCAACGUUUGGCAUAUCUUCAAACCCCCCUCGACUAGAACGGGAGGCGGCCCUCAUGAAAUCAAUCACCACCAUUCUCAAUCGGGGUGGGCGGGUUCUCAUGCCGGUUUUCGCCCUGGGACGAGCUCAGGAACUCCUCCUAAUUCUCGAUGAAUACUGGAGCCGGCAUCCGGAAUUACAGAAAAUUCCCAUCUACUAUAUCGGAAACAUGGCGCGUAAAUGCAUAAUUGUUUACCAGACAUACAUCGGAGCUAUGAACGAAAAUAUCAAGCGUGUCUUUCGCGAGCGCAUGGCAGAGGCUGAUGCUGCUGGUGCCAAUAGUGCCACUGCUGGGCCGUGGAAUUUUCGCUAUGUGCGUAGUGUGAAGAAUAUUGAGCGAUUCGAUGAUGUUGGUGGGUGUGUUAUGCUUGCGUCUCCUGGUAUGCUACAAACCGGCACUAGUCGAGAGCUUCUUGAACGAUGGGCGCCAAACGAACGCAACGGAAUCAUCAUGACUGGAUAUAGUGUUGAGGGGACUAUGGGUAAGCAGAUCCUGAAUGAGCCAGAGCAGAUUCCAGCCGUUAUGAGCGGUAGGAAUGCGGUGGGUCCAGCAAGGCGAAUGACCGGAGGCGAUGAAGAACAAAAAGUCAUGAUUCCAAGGCGAUGCACUGUGGAUGAGAUAAGUUUUGCAGCUCACGUAGAUGGCGUUGAGAAUCGUGAAUUCAUCGAAGAAGUUGGGGCUCCUGUUGUUAUUUUGGUUCAUGGCGAAAAACACCAAAUGAUGCGCCUGAAAUCCAAACUUCUAAGUCUGAACGCAGACAAAAAGGUUAAGGUCAAAGUAUUCACACCAGCAAACUGCGAGGAAGUCCGAAUACCCUUCCAAGUUGACAAAAUGGCCAAAGUCGUAGGGCGGCUCGCAGAGAGGCCACCGCCAGCUGAUGAAUCGGAAUCGCGACUUAUGAAUGGUGUUCUCGUCCAAAACGGGUUCAAACUAUCACUUAUGGCUCCCGAGGACCUUCGAGAGUAUGCUGGGCUGGCUACGACGACUAUCACCUGCAAACAACACAUCACACUGAGCACUGCCAGUAUUGGUUUGAUUCGGUGGGCGUUGGAGGGGACAUUUGGGGCUAUUGAAGAACUGAGGGCCCAUCACUACAAAAAAGAUGGCGGGGAAACCAACGGCGAUGAGGUUUUUAAAAAGGAGGAGGAAGAAGCGGAUGAAGAGAUACCCUCAGACGAGCCACUUGCAUAUCUCAUUAUGGGGUGUGUUACUCUCCGCUACAGGCCGCGAGCUCGCGAGGUAGAAGUUGAAUGGGAGGGGAAUAUGAUGAAUGAUGGGAUUGCUGAUGCCGUCAUGGCCGUGCUAUUAACAGUGGAGACAAGUCCGGCUUCAGUAAAACGAUCAAGCAAACAACACCGUCAUAUACACUCCCAUGACCACUCACUACGUCUACCAAAUCCACACUCCAAUCUAACCCCUGAAGAACGCCUCGCGCGCCUCUGCAUGCUGCUCGAAGCCCAAUUCGGUCCAAACAUCUCACCAAUCGAGAAACCAAAGAUGAGACACUCCUUCGCCGCCCCGACACCAACACCCGCUCCCCCUGUCGCCAAAAACAACGGCACCCCAACCCUUCAAAAGCCAGACCCAGAUGCUAGCGCAGUCUCAACAUCAACUCCCUAUGGAAAAGCCAACCAAGCCCCAUCACCCACAGAUACAACACCAACCACAACACCCCCCGACGAGUUAUCACCGGAACACCUCCACGAACUCGAAAGCGCAGAGCUCGACCGGCUGCAUAGCCUCGGUAUAUCCGUGCCGGGCCUGGAAAUCCGGGUUGACAAGCAUGUGGCGCGGGUGUGGUUGGAGACGCUGGAGGUGGAGUGUUCGUAUGCGGUGUUGAGGGAUCGAGUGCGGGUGGUUGUGGAGAGGGCGGUGGAGACGGUGGCGGGGUUGUGGGUUGGUGGUAGUUAUGAUGGGGGUGCUGAAGGGACGGGGAAGGGGAAGGGAAGGGGGGUUGAGUAA